Messenger RNA from Scaptodrosophila lebanonensis, 2220 nucleotides. It is a transcript of the gene Mks1, whose product is annotated as Meckel syndrome type 1 protein homolog. Gene Ontology annotation, biological process: cilium assembly. Lineage: Eukaryota; Metazoa; Arthropoda; Insecta; Diptera; Drosophilidae. The transcript is spliced from 2 exons. The record is from RefSeq and is a predicted model, not a curated record. Gene Ontology annotation, cellular component: MKS complex. Bases 1 to 2220 code for a protein of 739 amino acids.
AUGUACAAAGCGAGUGCAGUUAAGCGAACGGGAAUCUAUCGCGUGACAGGCAACAUUGCCGAUUUUCAAAUGGAGUUGAAGCUGAGACACAUUAGCGAGUGGCUGCCUGUUCCGAAAUUCGAGUACACGGGUGCCCAGGCGGGGGCGAACCACAAGAGCCACUAUCCAGAUAGCAGUUUUGGCAGUAGCAGGUCUGAUUUCUUCAUAUUCAUGCCAUUCAGUGAUGAGUAUUGUGGCUACACGGCCCACUGCGGCCUCAGCAGCGUCAGUGGGUCUGGCAGCUAUGGAAACGGCUUUUGCAGCUACUACAACUACUACAAUCCGAGCAAUGGCUACCCCACUAGCAGCACUGGGACGCCGACACAGAGCAGCGGCUACGAUGCCAGCAACGAGCAGAGCAGCAAUCUAAUGCGAUGUCCCAUGAGUCCACGGCAUCGUCAACUCAUUAGUAAGCAGAGCAGUUUGCAGAGCAGCUGGCAAAAGGAUGGCGGUGCGGCAGAUGCUGUGGGCGAUUCCUUUUAUGCGCAGAAUCGGGAGCUUUGCAAUGGUGGCACCGCCAACAUGCUGAUCGGCUGGCAACAGAAGCACUUUAGCCGCCAGGAGCUGGCACGCUACAGAGAGGCGAGCAACUGCGUCACGACGCUACAGCGUCGCUACCAUCGCUGGACCCAGGACAUUGUGGAGCUGCAGGAGCGGCAUGAAAUGGCUCAAAAGCGGGCGCGAGAGCAGGUGCGCAUUCGUCGCAAGCCGCGCAAGACAAAGUCCUUGAAGCGGCAGCGGGAACGAGAGCUGGAAAAGACGCGGGUUAGGGGGCAAGAAAUGGAGUCGGAGCGUACAUCGACGCCGCUGCGGUCUCUACGAGCAUCGGCAUCUCCUUUGCUUAUUUCUGCCUCCAGCGAAGGCAUGCAGUUCUCCUCGCUGCCUCUGUCCGAGUUCAGUCUUGUGGAGGAUCCUAACUUUGCACAACGCACCUGCCUCAUACACACGCUCAUCGAUGCCGAUUCAGAUGAGCAGUCGGAGGAGGCGCUUGAGUUGCGUGCCGCUGGCUUUCAAGUAAUGUAUGUGUAUGCAGAUCUGCAGCCAGACACGUUGCUCAUCACCAUCAAAUACUCGCCGACGUUAGGGCUGCUCUUCGUCUAUCCCGACUUCAAUUUCAGCGCCGACGAUAUGGACUACAUUGUGGAGGUCGAGCACGAUUGUCGACAGCUGUACUCGUACGGAUUUCAGAGCGUCAUACCACUAGAGGCGUUCGAUCCGCAGCUGGAGGCGAUGACGCCUCAUGUGAUGCGGCCACUGACUGUGCCACCAACCAGCGCUCAAGCGAAGCGAAAACUCCGUGACCUGCUCAAUGAUCCCACCUCUCUGGACUCGCCGCCCACAGAUGCGACUACUGACGAACUGCUUGGCUACUAUCGAAAUCAACGGCUGCUGGCCGCCGAGUUGCGCACCUUACUCCAAUUCGCCCAGCCGCCGAAACGAACCCGCCGAGUGGUGCUUCUGCUGGAGCUGCACGAGGCCCAACAUUUCGAAUAUGCCAACAUACAUGUGCGCUAUUACAUUCAUCCCCCGCCCUACACCAUCUUGGAGCCGGCCAACCCGGAUGAUCCGUUUCCGCUGCGUGGUGCAACCCAAACGAGUCUGGGCGGUGGCGCCCACAAACCGGCACAUUUUUCCCACUGCUGGCAACUGACGUUGCUCUGCGAGGAGCAGUACGACCCCGAGCAGCUGCUUCACAUUUACUUCGAAGUCAUAUCCGUGGACAGCUGGCAGCGCGAGCGUUGCGAGGGGUACACACACUUCUCCUGCUCCUUGGCAGCACCAUUGCCAGCGGCGGCGCAAGCUGGACAACGGCUGCAAUGCAUCCGUCCAUUGGGCAGCUGGUGGGAUGCAAUCAAUCGCUACUUCAUUGGCGGUCGCAAAGUCUUCGAUUUCGUCGGCUAUUUCAAUGUGCAGCAGCGCCAGUGUAUGGGCGCCUUGCACACUCGCCUGGAUCGGAGGCCGGAGUAUGGCACGCGCAGCACAGGUGUCCUGCUCUUCAGCGUAAAGAAGCUGCAACAACGCAGCAACGUAGAUGGACACUGGUUGCUUGAGCACCGUCGUGACGGCCUUACUUCCCCCAGUGACUUGGGUCUGAGCAGUAAGUCCACGCUGGACGAGGUAUUGGCGGCUUAUGUGGAGGCUCGGGAGCGUGUGGAGACACUUCUGGGCUAUUACAGAUAG